GCGAGAAAACGGGGCUUGUGGAAAAAAGGGGGCGUGGCGUCGAGGUCCCGGCGGCGGCGGCGGCGAAACGACGGCGAAGACGGUGACUUUGGGCGGUGAGGGAGAAGAAUGAGUUAUGCAGAAAAACCCGAUGAAAUCACAAAAGACGAGUGGAUGGAAAAACUCAAUAAUUUACACAUCCAGAGAGCUGACAUGAAUCGCUUGAUUAUGAACUAUCUUGUUACAGAAGGUUUUAAAGAAGCAGCAGAGAAGUUUCGAAUGGAAUCUGGAAUUGAGCCCAGUGUUGAUUUAGAAACCUUGGAUGAAAGAAUAAAAAUCCGAGAGAUGAUUCUCAAAGGCCAGAUUCAGGAAGCUAUUGCGUUAAUCAAUAGUCUUCACCCGGAAUUGUUGGACACAAACCGGUAUCUUUACUUCCAUUUACAGCAACAACAUUUAAUUGAGUUGAUUCGGCAGCGUGAAACAGAAGCUGCACUGGAAUUUGCUCAGACACAGCUGGCAGAACAAGGAGAGGAGAGCCGGGAAUGCCUGACGGAAAUGGAGCGCACUCUUGCACUCCUUGCUUUUGAUAACCCCGAGGAAUCACCUUUUGGCGAUCUGCUCAACAUGAUGCAGAGACAGAAAGUAUGGAGUGAAGUUAACCAAGCUGUUCUAGACUAUGAAAACCGCGAGUCAACACCCAAGCUGGCCAAAUUACUGAAGUUACUACUGUGGGCUCAGAAUGAGUUAGACCAGAAGAAAGUAAAAUACCCAAAAAUGACAGACCUCAGCAAGGGGACAAUUGAGGAACCCAAGUAAAAUGUGCAGGUGGACACUAGACCUCGGAACUGCACAGUUGUACACAAUUUUAAUCAGUCUGUGACUGAAAUAUUUUUACUACAGUUCAGGACUUUGCAAUUUGGUUGUGUGUUCUUUUUUUUUCUUUUUUCCUUGGCAAGCAUACUUAAAGGGAGGCGUGUCCCUUUUUAAAUGCAGCAAAUUAGCAUUGGAAGCAUUAUAUCACUUUGACCAUCUGACUUAGGCUAUGCACUGUCAUACAUUUUAGCAAAAACAAACCUUUUUUUAAAUACUGUGCUGCAGGUUAAUAACGUCUGGCUACUGAAAAACAUUUUGGUGGUCAGUGAAGUAAUGUUAUGCUCUUGGUAACUCUCCAGUUAAACUUAACCUGUUUCUCACUUGAACAUUGACGAUUUUCUGUGUUAAUUUAUAGCCAAACAUGCAUUCCCUAUUUAUAAACUAGCAAUUGGUUGAAGUGAUCAUUUUGUAAACCUCAUGGCAAUGUUGUUUUUCUGCAUAGUAUAUAGCAUAGAAAGCUUGUAAGCUGUAAUUGAAGAUAUUUCCCUCUGCUUUUCACACCUUGGUGACUUAUUUAUAUGGGGCUGAAUGUUAUAUUUAUGAUGGGUCUAGUUCUCUCACAGAUAUUGCUGACAAUAAAGGCAUUUCCUUUUCUAAUUUUCCAGAGUGACCAAAAUAGUUGAAACAAGGCAUUGCUAAAUCACUUUGUAGUUAGGUUCUCUUUCAUCUGGGUUUUUAUUCUUGUCCCGUUUUCGAAUACCAGUUGCAGUAAAUGCACUGUUUGAAGUGACAGUUACAGCCUUAAACCCAGUACUUUGUUGGUGGGUGAUAUAAAAGACACAAAUGGUGUUGUUGCAGGUUAGGGAUAUCUCUCAUAGAAGAAAACACACUGGGUCUAUAAUGUAUGAUGGGGACAUGUUGGCUUGCAUAAAUAGGACUGUGGUUUUAUAAAUCUUCCUCCCGUGUUGAAUUUCCAUAACGAUCAUGGGGUGUUGUAAUUACCGUGAUGUAUUAGGGUUUAUUUCUACCUGAGUUAAAGGCCCUGUCAUUCCAUGAGGUCAUGCCUGUUAAAUUGCUGUGUUGCUGCCUCCUGAAGAGUAUGGGAUAGUCCAUAGCGUGUGUGACUGUUUUAAAAGCAAGAUACAUUUGCCCACUUGAUAGUAUUAAGCCCUGCCCGUGCUAACUCCAAGAUUGUCAUGCUAAACACCCAUUCAGUACAAGUGUCUGUAGAGCCUCUGAGGCAAUCAGCAGUAGCAAAGCUAUAUAUAUAAUAUAUUUGCCUGGCAGCUGUGGGUGCAAAGGAAAUCUCCCUUGCAAAUCUUACAUUAGAGUACUGCUCUGCUGAUUUGGAGAGUCAAUAGAAUAACCACUUGGACACAUUAUUGAUAAACCAAGAUUGCUGAGCAGAUGGUUGACCGUUGUUUGACUUCUGGCAAGGUUUGCUCUUGCCUCUGUGAUUGAUAGUUGGAGUAAUUAACUUUGGGCAGAGUUCAGCAGGAAUGUCUUCCAGGUCAGCCUCAUAAAACAAGCAGAAGCUACUUGGGAGCAGUUCCUAAUGACUGUGCCCAUAGCCAUCAAUGACUACUGUGAAUAGUGACUGUGCUUGUGUGUAGCUUGAUUUUCUGGAUGCGUCAGGUGGUAUAAGAUGUAAUCUUGUUCGAUAGCUGCCUGAAGGGCUAAAUAUUCACACUUUUACUGUCUGCCUUCAGAUAGAAGCUCUGACAUCACAUGGUUUGAAUUGCUGCAGAAGUGAACACAUGAGGUUGAUCACCACUAUUUUAGUGUCAUGGGUUAGCUUUUAGUUCGUAUUUCCAAGCAAUUCAGCCAUAUUUAACAAACCGAAAAUCAUUGUUCCCCUCUCUAUUGGAAUUUGGUGAUUUUUGUUUUGUUUUGUUUUAAAGACUAAAGUGAAGCAGUGGAAGUGAAAUGGGUCUAAACCUUUCUUCAGAUAUGGCCAGCUUUUCUUCCCAUUCUAGACUGCUGAAUGCAGUCUGAAACUUGAAAAGAUAUUUCUUUUUCAGCUUUCAAUGUGAAGUUGGUCAUUUGUGUAACAUGUUUUUUUUUCUUUUCUGAACCAAAAAUACUGCACUGCAGCCCUGUUUAACAAGUUUACUAAGUGUUUGAAGCACUGCUUAUUCCAUGAAUUCAUAGAUGACUGGAACUUUUUUUAGCUUGCUUAACUCAUUAAUUUAAGAGCCAAACGUGUGAUUUAAAUAUAAACCUUUAGAUUUACUUCAUUUGGGUUUGUUAAAACAUCACACACACUGAAGCAGCUUUAACCUGUAAAGUUUUUUGGGUAACUUGAGAGAAAAUAUUUAAAAGGGUAUGAAAGAAAGCUAUGCAUUUUACAGAAAGCUCAAGGGUGUAGUCCCAGUGGUACUUUUAGGGAUCUUUAUAUUCACAUGUAUAUAAAAUAGUUUGCAUAUACAAAAUAUAAUAUAAUCAGUAUGAAUUAUUCUCAGAGGGGGAGGCUGUGAAACAUAACUUAUGAAAAUAUUGUACACAGAAAGUACAGCCCUCACGACAUAAGUGAAUUUGUCAUAUGCAUGAGAAAUGUCUUAUUUGGUGGCUAUGGAUGAAUGGUUGCAAUUUUGUUAGCUCCAUAAUGUUAGAUUGCCACUCUUAACUGCUUAGCAUUAAAUAACACUUUGAUCAA
This is a messenger RNA of Anolis sagrei ordinatus, 3448 nucleotides long. RefSeq names its product GID complex subunit 8 homolog (gene GID8). Lineage: Eukaryota; Metazoa; Chordata; Lepidosauria; Squamata; Anolidae. Gene Ontology annotation, cellular component: nucleus; cytoplasm. Gene Ontology annotation, molecular function: protein binding. Gene Ontology annotation, biological process: proteasome-mediated ubiquitin-dependent protein catabolic process; positive regulation of canonical Wnt signaling pathway. The record is from RefSeq and is a predicted model, not a curated record.